Molecule: messenger RNA, 2979 nt
Organism: Colletotrichum destructivum
Lineage: Eukaryota; Fungi; Ascomycota; Sordariomycetes; Glomerellales; Glomerellaceae
Product: Putative carbon-nitrogen hydrolase, protein amidase
Exons: 4
Coding region: 1-2979 (992 amino acids)
Biological process (GO): protein modification process; protein catabolic process
Molecular function (GO): protein-N-terminal asparagine amidohydrolase activity; protein-N-terminal glutamine amidohydrolase activity
Source: RefSeq, a predicted model, not a curated record
AUGAGAAUUGGUUGUCUGCAGUUCGCUCCCCAAGUGGGCGAUGUCGACAAUAACCUCAACCGCGCCGACUCCGUCCUGAGCAAGGCGAACCCCGACGGCCUUGAUCUUCUUGUACUGCCUGAGCUGGCUUUCUCAGGGUAUAACUUCAAGUCGUUGCAACACAUUUCGCCCUUUCUCGAGCACUCCGGCUCCGGUAUCACCUCUCUUUGGGCGCGAACCACGGCGCUCAAGUACAACUGCAACGUUGUUGUUGGCUACCCGGAAAAGGUCGACGUCUCCGACAACUGGCCUACUAGUCCUGAGUACUACAACUCAGCCAUCGUCGUCAAUGAAGAUGGCGAGACGAUAGCCAAUUACAGGAAAACCUUCCUGUAUUACACGGAUGAAACGUGGGCUCUGGAGGGUCAGGGCUUCUUUGAUGGCCCAAUCCCCGGGGUUGGAAAUGCCUCCAUGGGCAUAUGCAUGGAUCUGAAUCCGUACAGAUUCGAAGCCCCGUGGCACGACUUUGAAUUCGCAUUCCAUGUGCUCGAGUGCGAGUCGAACGUGGUGAUUUUGUCCAUGGCAUGGAUGACUCGUGAAGACGGCCGCAUGUUUAGCCGCAUGCCCAAUGAACCCGACUUAGACACGCUGACCUACUGGCUUACUCGCCUGGAACCUAUCAUCCGGGCAGAAAACGGUGACGAAGUCAUCGUCAUUUUCUGCAAUAGAACUGGGAUCGAAGACGACGCUGUCUACGCCGGUACGAGUGCCGUGGUUGGUAUACAGGACGGGGAGGUCAAGAUAUACGGCUUGCUCGGUCGGGGCGAGAAGGAGCUCCUGGUUGUCGACACCACCAACCCGCCCUACGCGAAACUUGCUCAUCGUCCAGAGCCCAACCGUCCGUCUGUUCUACACGGCGAGUUGCAGAUGAUGAAUCCAUCUCCAGCGUCCAGCACACCCACAGGAUCGGGGGGCUCUCAGUCGUCUCAACCCAAACCAUCGCAACAAAACAACGAGGCACGUACACCAACCGAUGCGAAGAAAUCGCCAGGGAAGCCGCAAUCUUCAGCGAACUCGUCCAAAGACUCCGUGGCGUCGAGGCGUGUCAGGCCAUCGCCUCAGAUCCAGAUCCCGCCGCUACAAGACUCUUCGAGUCUGGACAGCCCAAGUCUCCCUACUCCCACCGCGCCUAGUCCUACUCCGCUGUCAAUGAGGCCCCGACUCAUCAUCCCGCAAUCCCCGUCAUCUCAGAUCUGGCCAUCUUCCAGCCCGGUACCCCAAAGCACUCAGUCCACGCACUCGGUCCGGUCGAUACUGUCCAACCAGUCUGUCACGUCCAACGGAAGGGCGCCCGCAGACAGCACGCCCUAUCCAGACAGCGCUCAUCCUCUAAGCGGGUAUCCUAGAUUCCCAGAGAAGAUGAUUAUUGACGGCCAGGUUGUCAUUGCGCAAGGGCCUUUCAGCCCGCUCACUUCGGCUGGCAGCGAGUCCCCUGCCUCGCCACGUUACUUCUGGCGCCCUUCUGACACUCUCUUGAAAACGCCCAUGGAGCCCCGCGGAUGGUCCGCAGCCCCAGAGAAUCCAAUGGUGAAGCAUGCUCCUUCACAGACGUACCAAAACCUUUCACUCUGGUCGCAGUACGACCCGGUGGCGCGCUCUCAUAGUUCCAACACCGUCCGUACCGCUAUCUCGGCAGUGACGGCGAAGAAAGAUGAUGCGGAACCAAAAAGGCAGAAGAAGCAAGACUCGUCGCGACAAAGGAAUCCCCAAGCACCGGAAUCGAGGAGCCCUAGCAAACCACAAGGCGGUGGCCCUGCGUUGUUCAAGAACGAAACCAGCAGUGCAAUUUCAAGCCAAGAGGUGGUCCCUGCCCGGCCUUCAUCGCCCAAGUCUCGCCAUGCCAGCCGCUCCAGGAUGCGCGAUCGGUCCGACUCGGCGCUUGCUCAUCGUGAGCAGGCUGCAGCCAUCUCCCAGCAUCUCGAGUCCAUCUCCAAGCGAGCCGAGUCGGUCAACAGAGAACGAGACGCGGCGAGGGCUUCCGAGGGAGCUCAGUCUGACCAGGCACCUGUAACAUUAUCUCGCAAUAACAGCAAAGCCCGCUCCGCCAGGAGACUAUCCUCAAUCCUGAUUGCGGCAAGCCCUAGUAUUCUCCCCAACGAAGCGGCUCGUCCAGCUUCCGCCGCAAUAAUGGAUGGUCCCACACUUCACCAGCCACGGUCCAUGUCUCGCCGGGGUCAUCGCGCAAGGAGCGAAUCCAUGUCCAAGGCGGGAAGAACCUCAUUGAGGGACACGCACACUCGCUCUGGAACUGCUGCUAACGAUGGGCCGGCCAUCAAUCGCCCUGCCUCUCGCGCGGCCAGCCGAGGCAGACAACCUGGGCCCAAGUUCUCUCCGCCCAAGAUGUCACCGAGUGAGGGGCCCAGAUCCGCUAGGGGAAUGUCCGCCGAUAUUGCCAGCUCCAAGAACAGGAAACGAAGUUCAGUCAUGCCCGGACCUUCCUUCACAUCGGCUGGCUAUGCGCCUGUAGGGUUCGAUAAGAUCGAGGCAGUUCUUCAUCCCGGCUGUCCAGUUCAUGGACGGCACUCGGCAAGUGGUUCUCGGAAUGUGGAAACUAACACGGUGAACGAUGGUCGCGAGCCAUCCGACUCGACUUUUAGAAGGUCCCUGUCGACCCCCGCUGCUGGUGCUGACAUCCACGACAUCUUUGGCUCGCUGGAAGGCAGCGUCUCGCAGAACCCGCGGUUCUCGACCAUUGGCGGCAACCAGCCAAGCGAUGUGACUUCGCUGUCUGAGACGGUGGAAACGGUUUCGACGACCAGCCGCUCACCGUCCACGCCCUAUUUCGAACCCAAGACGCCGACAGCGAUGGUGAUCAUUCGAGGCCUGGAAAAUGCAGCAUUUGGAACAUUUCACUCGGACAAGGAUGCCGUGACGGAAUUGAGGUGCGUGGAUAGAAGCAUAGGGGGCGUUUCUGGUGGUGCUCAGAGCGCGGCUGCUUAG